Mastomys coucha (southern multimammate mouse) is the source of this 1057-nucleotide messenger RNA. It is a transcript of the gene Ppih, whose product is annotated as peptidylprolyl isomerase H. The record is from RefSeq and is a predicted model, not a curated record. Gene Ontology annotation, molecular function: peptidyl-prolyl cis-trans isomerase activity. Gene Ontology annotation, biological process: protein peptidyl-prolyl isomerization; protein folding. Bases 60 to 593 code for a protein of 177 amino acids. NCBI's taxonomy places the organism in Eukaryota, Metazoa, Chordata, Mammalia, Rodentia, Muridae. The transcript is spliced from 10 exons. Gene Ontology annotation, cellular component: intracellular membrane-bounded organelle.
UGGAGGACGUUCUCGGGACCCGCCACCGGAAGCCAGGCUUCUACUUCCGGGCCAAAGCCAUGGCGGUGGCAAAUUCAAGUCCAGUCAAUCCAGUGGUCUUCUUCGAUGUCAGCAUUGGCGGCCAGGAAGUUGGUCGCAUGAAGAUCGAGCUCUUUGCAGACGUGGUGCCUAAGACGGCAGAGAACUUUAGGCAAUUCUGCACUGGAGAGUUCAGAAAAGAUGGCGUUCCGAUAGGAUACAAAGGUAGCACCUUCCACAGGGUCAUAAAGGAUUUCAUGAUUCAGGGUGGCGAUUUUGUUAAUGGCGAUGGUACUGGAGUCGCCAGUAUUUACCGGGGUCCAUUUGCAGAUGAAAAUUUUAAACUUAGACACUCAGCUCCAGGCCUGCUCUCCAUGGCAAACAGUGGUCCCAGCACAAAUGGCUGCCAGUUCUUUAUCACGUGUUCUAAGUGUGAUUGGCUGGAUGGAAAACAUGUAGUGUUUGGAAAAAUCAUUGAUGGACUUCUAGUGAUGAGGAAGAUCGAGAAUGUUCCCACAGGCCCCAACAAUAAGCCCAAACUGCCAGUGGUGAUCUCACAGUGUGGAGAAAUGUAAUCUAGACAAGACGGAACCAGGCGCGGCAGAGAACUUUGCUUGGCAUCCCAGUCAGUCCUGAUCAGUCCUGCUGGCUUAUGCUGAUUCAACCGAGGUCUGGCUAUUUCUGCUGGAUCGUGCCAUUGCUGCUGAUUUGAGUUUGCUAUCCUGACACUACUGAACUGGACUGCUGGUAUCCUGACAAUUGGAGACUGAAAUGGCCCCAAGGAACUACUUCUAAACCACAUACAGCAGAGCCUCUCACUUUCCUCUGGAUAGACCUGUUGUUGCUGAUUUUUGUGAACUGAAUUGAUGAUAUCCUAACAACACAGACUGGAUUUGCUCCAAAGAACUAUUUCUAAACAAGUCCACUUCCCCAAUAACCUAAUAAUGGUUCCCAUUACCUCUGGUGGGUGGUGGACUGACUAGAAGGGAGGGUAAAAGCAUUUCAGAACCCUUAUUAAAAGUAACUUAUUAAAAGCCUA